This is a messenger RNA of Sarcophilus harrisii (Tasmanian devil), 7288 nucleotides long. It is a transcript of the gene ZMYND11, whose product is annotated as zinc finger MYND-type containing 11. The record is from RefSeq and is a predicted model, not a curated record. The coding region runs from base 2011 to 4065 and encodes 684 amino acids. Gene Ontology annotation, biological process: regulation of transcription elongation by RNA polymerase II. NCBI's taxonomy places the organism in Eukaryota, Metazoa, Chordata, Mammalia, Dasyuromorphia, Dasyuridae. The transcript is spliced from 15 exons. Gene Ontology annotation, molecular function: protein binding; transcription corepressor activity; DNA binding.
UUUUUUUACCAUUUUUGUUGUUUAACUUUUCAUGUGCUUAUAAAUUCAGUUCCUCCAGAUUGUAGCUUUUAAAGUAGGGAUUACAUGUGAAGGACCAAGUUUUGCUACUUUAUUUCUACUAUAUUUAACAUAUUGCUAUGCAAAUAAAAACAGUAUUUUGUUGAACAAAUUAAAAGGUAAAUCACAAUAAUGGAAAGGGCAUGGAUAUUCCACAAUAGACAAUAAUCAGCAGUCCUGAAAAACUGAGAACUGAUGACAGAUAUUCAACUAUAAAAUGUCUUUCACUACCACAUAGUUAAAAGUUAUUAAAAUCAGUUUUAUUUGUUCUCAAUAGUAACUUCUUAGGCAAAUAUUUUUAAUGUUUUUGAAUAAAUCCAUUGUUAAUUUACACUUGUAGUACAAACAUGAAUUAUGUGUCUUCUGUUUCAAAAUAGAUAUCCUACUCUUUGGUAAAUGUAGAGAAGUCAGCAGUAAUGUAAUUAAGUUUUCUAAUGGUAAUGUUUUAUCAUGUCCUUUGCCUCCAAGUGUAUUAGUUUUACAAACUUCCAAAUGUAGGUAUAAUAUUGCAUUUGACUAAGUUUUCUCCAAUUUCUUCUUUCUUUUGCAGUUUUAAUGAUUUUCAUAAAACCAGUAAAGCAUUUGUUAAAUGAUUUAUCUUCUCUGAAGCACAGUGAUAACUUCAGUUCCUAUUUAACAUAUAUGCAAAAUAUGUCUUUGAAAUAAAUUGGUCUUUUAAGCAAAAUAUUGCUUUAGGCAAAAUAUCUAGAAUCAUACACAAAGUUUUCUUUCCUUGAUAAAAUUAUUAGUAAUACCAACCACUGGUUAUAGUAUUAUUUCCAAAUUAUGCCAUGCUUGUCCAGCUUUUAUUUUUUAAUCUAAUAGGCUUUGAAGAAUUGUAGUGUGCCCUAUUUAUUACCUGAUGUUUAUAUAAUGUUUUAAGGUUUGUAAAGCACUUUACAUACUUUUCUUUAUUUGAAAAACCACAGGUAUUUUUAUGGCAGUUUGUAAGCUUAGAUAAGUUUAGUGAUUUGAACAUGGUCACACUGUUAGCAGUUGUCAGAAACAGAAUUUGAAUUCAGAUUCUUUUUAACCUCAAGUCUAGCACUUUUCCUUCUAUACUAUGCUGCUUUUUUAGUGCUACUACUUCUACUGUUGCUCAAGGUCAUCAAUUCCCCAUUUUAUUAUGUAAUAUUGAUCUCAUGUCUUCCUCCCCAGAUUAACUCUUAUUCUUUUGCAGUAUUGAGUCUGUUUCUAUUUGACCCAGCAACUAUUCUCUAAUCAUUACUAAAUCUAACUAUUUCCUGGCUCAGGUCUUUGGUUGUUAGUGAUAGAAUGAUUGCUUUAGAUUUUGCUGACAAACAUGUUCUAAGUCAAGAGGUUGGGAUAGAUAGGGAAAAGGGAGGAAAAAAAGAAUGAAUGUAGGGAGGGAGGAAGAGCGAAAUGAGGAGGAGAUAUAGGAAGAGACAGGAGGGAGAGAGAAAUUGAGUAUAAAGGAAAGAGGAAGAAAAAUGUGAUGGGAGUAUGACCAUGUUAAAUUCUAAGUAUAAGAAUGUUCAGGAAUAUAAGUGACAAGUGACUGGGAUGGUGUAAGAAGGAGGAGAAAUUAUAAGAAAAUAUCACAUAAAUCAGCAAAGGAAAAGUGAAGAUGACUAAUAUCAAGUGAAGUCAAAGUACAUUAUAAUUUUGCCACAUACUGUGAUCACUGAUCACAGCAGACAGAGCAAGAGGUGAAAGCUUCUGGUUCUUGGAAUAAUUAACCAAAAUAUGGGAAUUAGGCUGCCAAUAUUAUGCAAGUAUAGUUUGUCAGGACUAAAAAGUUGGUCAGUGCUGAUUGAAAAGAAUAUAAACAUGUAUUUGUAACUUCAGCAUGUUAAUAGAUUUCUGCAUUUUGCAGCCCAACUGUGAUUUCUUAUCCCGUGUCCUUUCUGGCUGAUGUUCUUUCAUAGAUGUUUUACAAAGGAUCUGCAUUUCGAUGGGUCUUUGUGCAUUCUCAAAAAAGGUGAAUAGGUCAUGGCACGCUUAACAAAGAGACGACAAGCGGAUACAAAAGCUAUCCAGCAUCUUUGGGCAGCUAUUGAGAUCAUUCGAAACCAGAAGCAAAUUGCUAACAUUGACCGCAUUACAAAGUAUAUGUCUCGAGUCCAUGGUAUGCAUCCAAAAGAGACAACACGUCAGCUAAGCUUAGCAGUGAAAGAUGGGCUUAUUGUUGAGACCCUAACUGUAGGCUGCAAGGGUUCGAAAGCUGGUAUUGAACAAGAAGGCUAUUGGUUACCCGGAGAUGAGAUUGACUGGGAAACAGAAAAUCAUGACUGGUAUUGUUUUGAAUGCCAUUUGCCUGGAGAGGUAUUGAUAUGUGACCUGUGUUUUCGUGUUUAUCAUUCCAAGUGUUUAUCUGAUGAAUUCAGGCUUAGAGACAGCAGUAGCCAUUGGCAAUGUCCAGUUUGUAGAAGUAUUAAGAAAAAAAAUACAAGCAAGCAGGAGAUGAGUACAUACCUGAGAUUCAUUGUCUCCCGCAUGAAAGAACGGGCUAUAGAUCUAAACAAAAAGGGGAAGGACAAUAAGCACCCAAUGUACAGAAGAUUGGUUCAUUCAGCUGUAGAUGUUCCUACAAUACAAGAGAAAGUAAAUGAAGGAAAAUACAGAAGUUAUGAAGAAUUCAAAGCUGAUGCUCAACUUCUUCUCCACAACACAGUGAUUUUCUAUGGAGCGGACAGUGAACAAGCUGACAUUGCCAGAAUGCUCUACAAAGAUACAUGUCAUGAGCUGGAUGAACUGCAGCUUUGCAAGAAUUGCUUCUAUUUGUCAAAUGCGCGUCCGGACAACUGGUUCUGCUAUCCUUGUAUACCUAAUCACGAGCUGGUUUGGGCCAAAAUGAAGGGUUUCGGGUUUUGGCCAGCCAAGGUCAUGCAGAAAGAGGACAAUCAAGUUGAUGUUCGCUUCUUUGGUCACCAUCACCAAAGGGCCUGGAUUCCUUCUGAAAAUAUACAAGAUAUUACCGUUAACAUCCAUCGAUUGCAUGUGAAACGCAGUAUGGGCUGGAAAAAAGCAUGUGAUGAGCUGGAACUACAUCAACGCUUCCUGCGUGAAGGAAGAUUUUGGAAGUCUAAGAAUGAGGACCGAGGUGAAGAAGAAGCAGAAUCCAGCAUCUCCUCUACCAGUAAUGAACAGCUGAAGAUCACUCAGGAACCAAGAGCAAAGAAAGGACGACGUAAUCAAAGUGUGGAACCCAAAAAAGAAGAACCAGAACCUGAAACUGAAGCUGUAAGUUCAAGCCAGGAAAUUCCCACAAUGCCUCAGCCAAUAGAAAAGGUUUCAGUUUCAACUCAGACCAAGAAGUUAAGUGCCUCUUCUCCAAGAAUGCUGCAUCGGAGCACACAGACCACUAAUGAUGGAGUGUGUCAAAACAUGUGCCAUGACAAAUACACCAAAAUCUUUAAUGAUUUCAAAGAUCGAAUGAAAUCUGACCACAAACGAGAAACUGAAAGGGUUGUACGAGAAGCACUGGAGAAGCUGCGUACUGAAAUGGAGGAAGAAAAAAGACAAGCUGUAAAUAAAGCUGUGGCCAAUAUGCAGAGUGAGAUGGACAGGAAAUGUAAACAGGUAAAGGAAAAAUGUAAAGAAGAAUUUGUAGAAGAGAUUAAGAAGCUAGCAACACAGCACAAGCAACUGAUUUCCCAGACCAAGAAGAAGCAAUGGGCUCCAUGUCCCAGCUGCAAUAAUCAUGCAUCCCGGCUUGUUCUCCCUAGUGCUACAACUGUGAAGAGGAAGCCAUGUACCAUUGCUGUUGGAAUACGUCCUAUUGCUCGAUCAAGUGUCAGCAGGAACACUGGCAUGCUGAACAUAAACGCACCUGUCGCCGAAAAAGAUGAAAGCUGUAUUCCUUCUCCUCUAGAGAGAGAGAGAGAGAGAGAGAGAGAGACAGACAGACAGAAAGAGAGAGAGAAAGAGAGAGAGAAUCACCCCGAUGAUUGCUAUUCUCAGACAAAGCGGUUUUUGUUUCCAAGAAGCCAAAAUUGUUUAGAAUUUGCUUCCCAUUUUGCACCAGCCUUUAAACACUUUUCGUGAAGAAAUUUUGCACAGUAGUUUAAAUCUUCUGUUCAUGCUCCUCCAGAUUUUGUCAGUAAGUAAGAUUAACAUCAGUGGAGGGUAUUUUAAGGGUUAUUUUAAAUGAAUUUUAAUUGAGGAUUUGUUGCAUUUUCAGCAAAUUUUAAAACAUUUUUAGGUUUUACAGAGAUUUUAACCUUUAAACAACAGAUCUUAAAAAAAAAACAGGUGAAUACAAGUGAGUUUAACAAAGAAACAUUUAAAAUAGAUCUGAAUGUAAGAAAUAUAGAACUGUUUCAGAAAUAAAACAUACUACCUUGAUGUAACAUUUAUUUCUUAACCUUGUUGAGCUGGUUUUGUUCAGCUUAAUUUACUGUUUAAAGGCAUUAUCUAUUGGUUAUGCCAGUGGGUAUAUGAUUGAAUUUAGGGAACAGGGUUGACACAGCAGGUGCUAGUCCUGCAUAUUUUUUCUUAAAUAUUUCCCAAUUGUGUUUUUCAUUAUUUCUUUUCAAUAUAUAACUUUUAUAACAAAUUAUUAGCUUUGAUCUUGUAGUUUAAAAUUGCAGGGAACUGGGGUAAUCUUUUACUGAGCUGGAUCUUAGAGAAAAAUGAAUAUUUAAAUUUUAAAGUUUGCACAUUUCAUUCUUGUCCUAACACGAGUGCUUGUAACAAAACAAGGAAAAGCCAAAAACUACCUUUAUUCAUACGUGAAAUUUUAGAUGAGGCAUACAAAUUUCUUUAAUGCUUCCCUUCCCUCCCCAAAUAUCAUCUGACUGCCUAUUAUCUGGUGUUACCUAGUCCACUGUAAGUUAAUACUCAAAGGAAAGAAAGCACUUAAGUGUCACAGAAGCCGUUAUGUUUGUAGUAAUGGGUCAUUGCCUGUUAAUGAGCUCCAUCACUGUACACAGAAUGAAGAAUAAUGCAUGUUAAUUUUCUUGUAUUAAAGAUGCCGUGAUUUGUAAAAAGUCUGUAUUUUGAGGAAUGUCUGGAUUAAGAAGCAUUAUCAAUAGGAAUGGAUCGAUAGUUGAAUAAUGUUUUUUUUAUACAUAGAUAUAUAAAUCACAUCCAGUAAAACUUACUUAAAUUUUUUUUCUUUCAAAAUGUCUCAGAAUUUGUUUUUUCAAAGGCUGAUUGAUCUUAGACCAAGUCAAAUUCCCUUUAUCAUCUAGCUAUUUUUUGAGAAGUUAGAGGAAUAAUUUGUAAAUAUUUAUUUAGAUCUUUGAUAUUUAUUAAAAGCAAUUACACACAAUGGAAGUGAAAGAAUAAGGAGAAAAGCCUUUUUAAAAGUUUUCUCUGGGUUUUGUCAGGGUCACUCUAAAUAUAAAAAUCUAACUGAAUCUUCUGUGAAAAAAAAAAACAAACAUCCAAGCCUAAUGUUGUUGCAGAUGGUGGUGACACAAGUUAAUUGACCAGCAACUGCCAAAUAAUGCACAAUAUUUUGCAGAAACUACGUAGCAGCCCCAUUCAAAACAACAUACUAAAUUACACAGUGACUUGCAUUAUUUCUAGUGUCUGUGUAAUUAAUCCAUGUUGCCAUUUUGCUGUGGCACUGGUGAGGUCCAACAUAGCUGAAGAAAAUUAAUCUUGUUCAGUUAUUUUAAAAAUACCCAAACUUCGAUCCACCCCUAUGAAAGCAAGUUAUUGUGGAAAUAUUUUUGGUGUAAAAUCAUUCCAGAGUAUGUACUAUUUAACUGAUAGCUGCAUGAAAGUAAGAUUCGUGUUACUUUGGCUUUUUUGUCUCUGUUGACACGGUUGCACAUUUCCAAGUUACUACAGCGUGAAAACUGUGUGUUUAAAAAAAACAAAAAACAAAAAACAAAAAAAGACAUUGUGGCCUGGUUUUGUAUAAGUUUUAGGUAAAAUUACAAUUGAUUGUUUUAGGAAUCAUUAUUAAAAUUAAUUUUCUGCAAAUCAUAAAGCUAUAUUACGGUGUUGAGCUUAGCCACUAUGCACAUUGUAAUUAUUCAUUGUGGCUGUCCAGUUCUAUGAUGCAUUCUGGCAUUUUGUAAGCUGCUCUGACUAGCAAUAUAUAGAGUCAUUUAAUGUGUUAACAUUGGUUAAUAAAUGUAUUUAAAAUAAUCACUGGCUUAAUAAAGUGUCAAUCUAGUCCAGUCCCCUGCAUCUAAAUACAACUGCAGCUGAAUGUUGAUUCUGUAUUAUGGGUCAUUCAUUGGCAACCAUUUUCCUUAUAAAAGAAUAAUUUUAUUAAAGUCAUUCUCCUACAAACCACAUUUAUUUAAAUUGAAAUUUCAUUCAUGAUUUUUUUAAAGUUGUGUUUUGUACCAUGGUUAACAAGAGAUGUUAUAUCCAUUUGAGAAAUCUGAUAAAUUUAAUGCAUUGCCACAUUUGGAUUUUUCCAGCUUUUUCCGGAAAACUAACUGUAUUUGGUCAAUAAAACUGUCUAUAAUCUAAGAAAGUUGGUCUGGUUUCUGCAACAUGCAAAACUGGGCAAACGGUUAGCAAGAAAUUCAGCUUAAUACUUUUUUUUUUUCUCAGUGUUUCUUUAAUUUACCACUUAAUGUUCUAUUGAGUAAGGCACAACAGAUUUGAAUCACCUGCCAGGUGACCUUACUUUAAAUCACUGGAAUAGAACAUUGUUAUUUCAGCUAGAAAACAUAAAUGCUUAUUGUUCUAGGAAUUGUACUGUCAAUGAAAUUUGCUAACAAGUAUAUAUGGGAUAUAUUCACAUGUAUGUAUUUGCGUCAUUUCUUGGGUCAUACCCUUUCCUCUUCUUCACCCUGCUACUCUCAUCCACAGGUGGAGGAGAUCCCAUUGACCCCAAAGGGAACUCCAGCUGCAGGACAUGUCCAGAGAGGAAGGAAAAUCCUCAUUGUAAUCACUUCCAACAUUCAAUGUUUGACCAUUUCUGUGUAUUAUCUUUGGAUCUCUAUAUAGUGUGUGUCACAAAAAAAAAAAAAAAAAAGAAAGAAAGAAAGAAAGAAAAAGAAAGAAAACAUCAAAAAGCAAGAAUUCAUUUCUUUGUAAAUUGAAUAUAAAACAAGACUAUCUUGGAUUUUUACUGUAUUAAGCAUUUGUUAUUCCAUUUUAAGAAAUAAUGUUCUGAUAGUAUCUUUAUUUGCUUUUAUGCUGUACUUAUGCUCCACUGGAACAUGUCAGACAUGAUGACUAGUGGAUUCCAUCUUUUUUCUUAAUCUAGUGGUGUUCCUACUUUCAGUUUACCAAUUCCAAAUGUUGGUAGUUUCAGUGUCAGAUUUCCCAGCAUUAAAAAGUAGUUUACCUGGUC